Messenger RNA from Zea mays, 315 nucleotides. Its product is annotated as probable glutathione S-transferase GSTU6. Gene Ontology annotation, cellular component: cytoplasm. The record is from RefSeq and is a predicted model, not a curated record. Lineage: Eukaryota; Viridiplantae; Streptophyta; Magnoliopsida; Poales; Poaceae. Gene Ontology annotation, biological process: glutathione metabolic process. The transcript has a single exon. Gene Ontology annotation, molecular function: glutathione transferase activity. The coding region runs from base 1 to 315 and encodes 104 amino acids.
AUGGCGGGAGCCGACGACCUGAAGGUGCUGGGAAUGUGGACGAGCCCGUUUGUGAUCCGAGUCCGCAUCGUGCUCAACCUCAAGGGACUGGCGUACGAGUACGUGGAGGAGGACCUCGGCAACAAGAGCGCGCUCCUGCUCAGCUCCAACCCGGUGCACAAGACCGUGCCCGUGCUGCUCCACGCGGGUCGCCCCGUAAACAAGUCCCAGAUCAUCCUGCAGUACAUCGACAAGGUCUGGGCAGGGACCGGGCCGGCCGUGCUAUCGCGCGACCCCUACGAGCGCGUGGUCGCGCUGUUCUGGCCGGCCGGAUAG